CGAUGGCCUUCACCGCAACUAGAUUAUAGUUAAGUAUACUAUUAAUGAAUUUAAUUGUAAUCAAUAAUGCAAGUGACAGCAAUGAACUUACGUUGCAGCAGAGGUCUAACAACAGUCUGUUUCAAUUCUGAUAUGUGCUUGGUAUGAUUACCUAACAAGGAAGUUAAUUGCAUUUGAAAAGCCAUACUAACAGCUUAUUCUUGUUACUUGCGAUAAUCACGCCAAACAAAAACAAAAAGACGGCUCAAAAAUGAGGCGGAACUGUUUCUGCUGAUUACAAACAAAAUCAAAACAUCCCUCGUUCAUGUUUUGACAGUUGUAAAAUAAGGUUAAAGAUCCAAAGCUAUAUAUAUAUAUAUAGCUAUAGAAUUAUAGAAAAUCGGCGGGUGCGCAUGCGCUUUUGAGUACCGGAAAAAGAGCAGUAGACAGCACGCAGGAAGCUCGCGCACAACGUACGUCGUAUUAUUAUCGUAUACUUAUUAUAUAUACCUAUAUGUAAGUAUAGGUAUAUUCGUUGUGUUUUUGCUCUGCGAAGAUUGUCAGCGGGAUUUGGUGUGUGCAAAAUUUCUAUUUCUAAAAAAAUUCGCGGUUGAUUGUAAUGGCUAUGUGGCGAGUUCUACCUCCCAAACUAAUAGAGUCGUCGAAGAACAUAUUUUCUAAUACCCCGACUCUCUAUUAUCAUCCAAAAGUUUUAGAUCACUAUGAUAACCCUAGAAACGUAGGUAGUCUUGAUAAAAAUGAUAAAAAUGUGGGAACUGGCUUAGUUGGAGCACCAGCAUGUGGUGAUGUUAUGAAACUCCAGAUCAAAGUUGAUGAGGGUGGAAAAAUCAUAGAUGCUAAAUUUAAAACUUUUGGAUGCGGUUCAGCUAUUGCAUCUAGUUCGCUGGCAACCGAAUGGGUCAAAGGCAAAACGGUUGACCAGGCAUUGAAACUGAAAAAUACUGAUAUUGCUAAGGAAUUGUGCUUACCUCCUGUCAAGCUACACUGUUCAAUGCUUGCAGAGGAUGCUAUCAAAGCAGCUUUAUCAGAUUACAGAAUAAAACAGCAGUCUAAAGAAAACGAUUCCAAGUCAGAAGCACAAAAAUAGAGCGUUAGAUGAUGUUAAAUGAGAAAAUUAACUUUAUUAGUGCUGUAUGUUAUUUUUGUAUGGCUGUAUGAAGAAUACGACAUUAUUUAUAUAUAAAUUUAGAUUUAAUCUAAAUUGACUAUUAUAUAAAUUCACAUAAUUAUUGAAUGUAUAUUUUAAUUAUUAAAAAUCAAAUGUAACAUUUUUUCAUUAGUUUUUACUUCGAAUAUAAAAUAUAAUUUUAUUUAAAAUUUAAUUUAUUCAAUACCACAGCUUACUUUUUUAUACAAAUAUAUUUUUUAUGCAGUAAGUAAAUCUUUCGUUAAGUCAUGAAGAUUUGUAUACAAAUUGAUUCCUUUUUUAUCUUAAAUAACUUGGAAUUAAAAAAGCUGAUUGUAUUUGAUUUCAUCUAAAUAAGUUACAAUAGGGAUUUAGGUAUUUAAAAACUUUUUUGCAAAGGUGUAGAAAUUUAUUUAAAGGAACAGGUGUUUCUUUUUAUGAUCAUUGAUUGUUGAUUACCACACAACUUACAAAAUAUAAUCGUCGACUCAACCGCUAAAGUAACUAUCAAACGUUCAUAUUUAAACAUGACUCGUAAGGGCAUGAAAAAAGCUACAGAUGUGAUUGCAAACAAUUAACAGUGAUAAAGAGUUAACAUUAUUUCGCUGACUGUUUAUUGUACCUUCGGAGUAUAAUUGCUUGAUAUAUUUCGUUUCUUCAAGCAAAUAUGAGAAGAAAAUCUUUACACUUCAUUACGCGCGCUUUAUUUAUGAUUAUGGAAUGUAAUCGGCUAACUCACGCGCAACACGUCACAUAACCAGAGAAAAAUUUACUAUUGAGAGCUUAUACAUGAAUAAAAUUCGUGCGAACGAUUCUGAUCCGUGUUGAGUGCUCAAGAAAAUGACAUUUACAUUUAAAAUAGUUUGACGGUAAAGAAGCGUUCGCUCAAUUCACAGAAUCCGCAUCUCAGAUAUUAUACAAUAUAAUUAAAAAUUAUGGUCCAAUGACAAAAACUUAGCAUUUGACCUUAAACCUCGCUAUAACAAAUAGUUUACAGUAAAAUCGAAUAAUAUCCUUUAAUCACAAGAAGCACUUACACGAGUACAAAGAUUUACAAAGACC
This is a messenger RNA of Nasonia vitripennis (jewel wasp), 2188 nucleotides long. It is a transcript of the gene IscU, whose product is annotated as iron-sulfur cluster assembly scaffold protein IscU. Gene Ontology annotation, molecular function: ferrous iron binding; 2 iron, 2 sulfur cluster binding. The record is from RefSeq and is a predicted model, not a curated record. Gene Ontology annotation, cellular component: cytoplasm; mitochondrial matrix. The coding region runs from base 599 to 1087 and encodes 162 amino acids. NCBI's taxonomy places the organism in Eukaryota, Metazoa, Arthropoda, Insecta, Hymenoptera, Pteromalidae. The transcript has 4 exons. Gene Ontology annotation, biological process: iron-sulfur cluster assembly; intracellular iron ion homeostasis.